AUGGCCUACGAGCCGGAGGACCCGUACUAUGAGACGGUCGUUGAUGAGCAUGGUCGCACGAAGCGGACGAAGCGAGACGUGCCCCCCGGCCUCAGCAAGCGUGAUGCCAAGGCGCUCCGCAAGAUCCGCCGUCGCGCGCACUACCUCGACAAGGGAAUCAACCUCUGUGGUUUCCGCGUAGGAUGGACCUUCUUCAUUGUCAAACCCGCGCGCAAGCUCGACAUCCCCGACAGCCUCGUGACGCACAUGCUGUUCAACAACGCCGUUUCGGCGGGAGUAGGCCUCGUCCCGCUUGUCGGAGAUGUUGCUCUUGCCGUUUGGAAGGCGAACUGGCGCAACGCGGCGCUGCUGGAGGAGUUCCUCGUGAAGCGCGGCGCCCAGAACCUGGCCGACUCGCUGUCCAACGAUCCGGCUCACGGUCACCAGGUCGCCCACGCCGCGCUUGCGCCGAGCGCACACGCCACUCCCGCCUCGAGCAACCCCCAACUUGCCUCUGAUGUGCUCGCGACUGGCGGACACCCGGCGCACAUGCACGAGCAGACGCCGCUGAACCAGCCCGCCCAGCCCGCGCCGGCUGCGAAGAAGGGAUGGUUCGGCCGCCGCUAG
Messenger RNA from Trichosporon asahii var. asahii CBS 2479, 606 nucleotides. RefSeq lists its product as uncharacterized. The coding region runs from base 1 to 606 and encodes 201 amino acids. The transcript is spliced from 3 exons. Lineage: Eukaryota; Fungi; Basidiomycota; Tremellomycetes; Trichosporonales; Trichosporonaceae. The record is from RefSeq and is a predicted model, not a curated record.